Messenger RNA from Amorphotheca resinae ATCC 22711, 2009 nucleotides. RefSeq lists its product as hypothetical. Bases 241 to 1992 code for a protein of 583 amino acids. The record is from RefSeq and is a predicted model, not a curated record. The transcript has 3 exons. Lineage: Eukaryota; Fungi; Ascomycota; Leotiomycetes; Helotiales; Amorphothecaceae. Gene Ontology annotation, molecular function: FAD binding; oxidoreductase activity.
UUACUUUUCUUUGCUCUUCUGAUCGUCUCGUCUCUCUCUUCUCCUUCUCUUCUCCUUCUCCUCCCUCUUCCCUCUCUCCUCCAUCUCCUCCCUCCUCUCCCACGCGUCUUCUCUCCUACUCCCCCUUCUUGGAUCUCCCCCAUCUCCCCCGCCCCCUGAAUACCCCUGCAAAGCUCCGUGGGAGACGGAAUCCGAGUUCCAAUGCUGAUCCGGCCGGUGCUUGGUAGGCCAACCGCGAAGAUGGCGGGCCAGCUCGCCUUCGUGGUCCUUCUGUUCGCCGUGGGCUACGUCGCGUUGACGGAAAAUGCAUACACGCCUGCGUCGCCAGCCCAGCUGUUCAAGAGGUAUUUCUCAGAGCCACAGCAACCGCGCUGCCGCACUUUCCCCGGUGAUGCCGACUGGCCAACCGCUGAAGAAUGGAGCGAGUUCAACAAGACGCUGGGCGGAAAGCUCAUCGCGACAGUCCCAAUUGCUAGUGCCUGCCAUGUGGACCAGUUUACGCCUUACAGCCAGUCAGAGUGCGCUGCCGUCCAGAACGUGUGGGGUUACCCGGAAACCCAUUAUCAGACCUCUUCUUCCGUCAUGUCCGCAUGGUAUGCCAACCAGAGCUGUGAUCCGUUUACUUCCAAGGACGCCCAAUGCGUCGUCGGCACCUACGUCCAGUACGCUGUGAACGCGACCUCGGCCUUGGACUAUCAAAACACCAUCGCAUUCACCAAGGCCCACAACAUCCGUCUAGUCAUCCGUAACACCGGGCACGACUACAAUGGCAAAUCCACCGGCGCGGGUGCAGUGGCCAUUUGGACUCACCACCUGAAAGACAUGGAAAUCAUAGAUUACAACUCGCAAUUCUACACCGGAAAGGCGAUCAAAGUUGGUGCCGGCGUCCAAGGAUUCGAGGCUGACGAGAUAGCUCAUGACAACGACGUGAUGGUGGUGACGGGCAACUGCCCUACUGUCGGAAUUGCAGGUGGUUAUACGCAGGGGGGUGGCCACGGGCAGCUCGUGUCCGCCUUUGGCCUCGCGGCAGACCAGGUCCUCGAAUGGGAGGUGGUCACUGGAACAGGAGAGCUUGUUACCGCCUCGCAGUCCAACAAUUCGGACUUGUAUUGGGCUCUGGCUGGCGGCGGCGGCGGCACUUAUGGCGUGGUGCUGUCCAUGACGAGCAAGGUGUAUCCAGAACGGCAGACUGCUUCGGCUAACCUGACUUUCCUCAACACGGGCGUGACACAGGAGACAUUCUACGGUGUAGUCGAGACCUUCGUCACCACUCUCCCUUCAAUCUUGGACGCAGGUGGCGUGAGCAUCUGGAUGCUGUUGAACACGACCUUUCUCAUGACACCUACCACUAUCCCUGGAGGCACAAAGCAACAGCUGCAGUCGCUGCUCGACCCAGUAAUCAAAGAGUUGGAAGCAAACAACAUGACGUACAUAUACAACAUCGAUGAGUUCUCGACAUACUACGACGCCUACCAGACGAUGAACCCGCCUAGCAACGUGACCGAAUACCAGCUCGGAGGUCGACUGAUUCCGCGCUCUAUUGUCGAGUCGAAUUCGUCGGCUCUAGUCGCUGCGAUGCAGAACGUCAACAAUCAGGGGGCCGUCAUCUCGGGUGUCUCGGUCAACGCGACCCAGAAACCUGGCUAUCCCAUCAACGCAGUAAACCCGGUAUGGCGUACUGCAGCCAUAGAUUUGGUCUUCGGCACGCCGUGGAGCUACUCAGACUGGGACACCAACGUUGCCAACCGGAGAAUCAUGACAGACGAGCUCCUUCCGCCCUUCGAGGCCAUGACCCCGGGAGGGGGCGCAUACCUUAACGAGGCGGACCCGAACCAGCCGGACUUCCAAUACACGUUCUACAACGAGAACUACGCGGUACUGCGCACUAUCAAGGACAAAUACGACCCAGACCACAUCUUCUACGCCGCCACGGGAGUCGGAAGUGAGUACUGGACCGAGAUGGAGGACCACAGGCUGUGCCGGACGUUCUGAGAGAUCGAAGUCCCCUC